This is a messenger RNA of Morone saxatilis (striped sea-bass), 2754 nucleotides long. Its product is annotated as ras-related protein Rap-2a. The coding region runs from base 664 to 1215 and encodes 183 amino acids. Gene Ontology annotation, molecular function: GTP binding; GDP binding; GTPase activity. NCBI's taxonomy places the organism in Eukaryota, Metazoa, Chordata, Actinopteri, Moronidae. Gene Ontology annotation, cellular component: plasma membrane. The record is from RefSeq and is a predicted model, not a curated record. The transcript has 2 exons. Gene Ontology annotation, biological process: negative regulation of cell migration; Rap protein signal transduction.
UUUUUUUUUUCUUCCUCUUUGCUCUCGGUACGGGAGCCGAGCGGGGACCAGCUGGUUUACGCGGCGGCCGUGGGUCUCCACCCGAGAGUAUGGCGGCUGGGAUCGCACUGGAGAGCGAGGGAGAGACGGAGACUCGCCAGAGAUGCUGAAAAAGAAACAAAGAGACGCAAGUUGUUUUAAUUAAGUACCCAAACAGUUUGAGUUGCUGCCGCUCCAACCGAGGCGGCCUCGGGCGAGAACGAUCUGCGCCUGCACUUCAUUCUGGAGGCGAGAGCCAGCGUUUUUCCCAGCGUCCUCGAUGGAGCAAGUUUGUUUUUUUAGGAUGCACAGAGAGGGGUGAGCUAAGCAGAUGAGAACCCCGCACGGUCCACAUCAUCGGGCGAUAUUUUCUUCCUCCUCCCCCCCUCCUGUGCACGUUUUGGACAAUUUGCCAGUCCUCGGACGCCCGUGUAGCUGUCAGUGUCUGGCCUGCGUGGGGGAAAUUUCUACAAUGAAAUCCAUCUUGGGGCAGCGAGUCUUUGUGCUCUGCCAUAGCUGAGCAGCGGCGAGCGAGACUGUGUUAUUGACAACCCGUUCAAAAUGGGACACGACUGGUGAACGGGAUUUUGAGUUCAUUUCAAUGACGCGCGGAGACUGAUACCUUACGACUUGAUUUAAUCCACGAUGCGCGAGUAUAAAGUGGUGGUCCUGGGCAGCGGUGGGGUCGGGAAAUCCGCCCUCACUGUGCAGUUUGUCACCGGGACGUUCAUUGAGAAGUACGACCCCACGAUAGAGGAUUUUUACCGCAAGGAGAUCGAGGUGGACUCCUCGCCCUCGGUGCUGGAGAUCCUUGACACCGCCGGUACCGAGCAGUUCGCCUCCAUGCGGGACCUUUACAUCAAAAACGGCCAAGGAUUCAUUCUGGUCUACAGCCUCGUCAACCAGCAGAGCUUCCAGGACAUAAAGCCGAUGAGGGAUCAGAUCAUAAGAGUGAAAAGGUACGAGAAGGUUCCUGUGAUCCUGGUGGGGAACAAGGUGGACCUGGAAAGCGAGAGGGAGGUAUCAUCCAGCGAAGGUCAGGCCCUGGCCGAGGAGUGGGGCUGCCCAUUCAUGGAGACUUCGGCCAAGAGCAAAACCAUGGUAGACGAACUGUUCGCUGAGAUCGUUCGGCAGAUGGACUACGCUGCCCAGCCAGACAAGGAUGACCCCUGCUGCUCCUCUUGCAAUAUACAAUAGCCCCGGGGGUACCCAGGAACAGGCCAGGCAAAAAGUCUACUUAGAGCAAGCUACUUCGACUCACAGCAGAGACAUACGCACUUAGACACACACACACAUGCACAUGCCAAUUAAACGGAAGAUAAAUUCAUGGAUGAACGCAAUGGAUUUUAACUCUAUGGAGCAUAAAAUCAGCAGUGACAUGAUUAUUAUUAACGACAUGUGAGUCAUGAAUACAUUUUGAAAGAGGAAUGCCAGGAAUUUGCCGCAAGAGAAAUUGACAAAUGACAAAAAAGGAACAUGCCCUCGCCUUAUGUUACUCUCUUUUGUUGUUUGGGUUUGUUUUUAUCCUUGUCGUGGGUAAAAUCAUCAGCAAAGAAUCACAGAUCAGGAUCUUUACUCUUUUAGGUUGCUCUACAAUCUGCUAUAAAUGAGUAAAAAGUUGUCGCCUGGUUUCGUUUGUAUUACAAGUUUCUCACAGAAUACCAAUAUGCAUUUUUUUUGCUACGAUGACUCAAGUAGCUACUGUACACAAAUCCAAUAACAGAUUCCUGGGAUCCAGAUGUUUUAAAUAUUAAGGAGUAUUUGAUUUACAGUAUGUACAAUUUCCUCCCAGCUUAUUUUGUGCAGUGGUUGGUUUUUUCUACUCAUCACAGGGCUGAACCAAAGAGGUGACCUGAGAGCACCUCCGUUUUCUUAGGGUUUUUUUUUUCUUUUUCUUUUUUUUCUUUCAGUUGUUGAAAAAAGGAAUGGAGAGAAAAUGGUGGAUAAGUCAGUGUCUUUCUUGAAACAUUGGUGCAGUCAUCUCUUUCCUAUUUUCUCCCUUUGAGAUACAAUAGUAAACAUAGCAGAGUCUUUCACAUAUCGUGUGAUGUUUUGUUUUCCCCUCUGGGAGACUCUGACAGCAGAUUGCUGAGUAAUAAUGUAACUGUUCAUCCUGAUGGGACAAAUAGUUCAUCUUUUCAGUGUUUGAAUAUCUCUACAGACGAUCUCUCUAAACUCUUUUCAGGAAUGGGUGACAUUUAAAGUGAAGAUGCCAACAUUUGUCAUACUUUACAUUUUCUUUUUUUCUCCUCCGGUAUCAAUAUGUAAUAGGGUGCUCAAGAGUUUCAGCAUCCUGAUUCCAUUCUUUAUGUGCUCAGAGUAUUCAAAACCAUAGCAACAACUAGUGACGACAAAGGCGAUGAUAAUAAGAAUAACUAAUGGUAGUGUAAAUAUUUUGUAUUGAAAGUGCCAGCUCCUAUGAAGACACUGACUACAACACAUGUGGAACUGUCAACUGUAUGCAUGGCUAGUAAACAAAAAAAAGGACUCUUAUUGUUUGAGUUUAAUAUAGGCUGUGGAAAUGUGCAAACCAAACACAUACACGUCUGGAUCUGGACACUGUCUCUCAACUGUACAUCUACAGUAUGUUGCCACGGGAACCAGACUUUCCCCGUGUAACCAUUUUCAUUGUUGAUUUUAUAUUUUUUUAUGUGACCAUUUACUCUUUAUUCCCUCUCUGAAUGGUGACACUGUUACAUUUGACACCUAAACAAUAAAAGUGCGUUCAACACUCAA